AUGCAUACAGCAUGGAAAAAUCGUCUUCAAGAGUAUUGUCAAAAACAGAAGAUUUCUUUGCCCAGUUAUCGAAUCCAAAACCAAUCCGGUCCACCGCAUAAUCAAAGAUUUAAGGUUGAGGUCGAAGUGAAUAACCAGUCUUAUACUAGUGUUGGUGAUUGUCUUUCAAAAAAAGAAGCCGAACAAUGUGCUGCUAAAGUAGCUUGGGAAGAUCUUACAGCCAGGGCUCCUGAAAUUAUUCCUCAAGGAGAACCCGAUCCAACCCCUUCGUAUGAGCAAGCAAUAGAUAAUGCGGUGAAAAAUCAUUUACCUGAGGAAUAUACUAGUGUCGAAGAAUAUAUCGAAACUAUGGUCAAAUCGAACGGUGGGCAUAUUCGUAAAAUAUCACCACCGAAUGCUUACGGGGAAUACAAAUUCGAAAUUAGCGGUUCAUAUCGAGAUUGUGAAAAUGUUGGAAGGCCUCAUAGGAAAAAUCAAAUUUAUUUCAUCGUUGAUCCUACUAAAAGAACUUAUUGGCAAAGAUGUCAUGAUCCUGACUGUUCUAAAUUCAAGUCAGCUGUCAAGAACAUUCCCAAUGAAUACAUAAUAUGUACGAACACGCAACACGAGUGCGACACAACGACGUCCACAUUGUCAAACCGAGCUAUCGAGUGA
Messenger RNA from Adineta ricciae, 654 nucleotides. The record is from the annotation of a GenBank genome assembly. Lineage: Eukaryota; Metazoa; Rotifera; Eurotatoria; Adinetida; Adinetidae.